Messenger RNA from Eupeodes corollae, 1414 nucleotides. Its product is annotated as GDP-fucose protein O-fucosyltransferase 1. Gene Ontology annotation, molecular function: peptide-O-fucosyltransferase activity. NCBI's taxonomy places the organism in Eukaryota, Metazoa, Arthropoda, Insecta, Diptera, Syrphidae. The record is from RefSeq and is a predicted model, not a curated record. Gene Ontology annotation, biological process: Notch signaling pathway; protein O-linked glycosylation via fucose. The coding region runs from base 95 to 1282 and encodes 395 amino acids. The transcript is spliced from 2 exons.
UUUUGUUUCGCAUUCGCAUUCACUGCCGGUAUCUCAUUUUAAUGUCGCCCCUUUUUUAAUUAUAUUUUCAUUCAGUUAUUUAAACAAUUAAGAAAUGUUAAAAAUAAUUAUAGUUGCUUUAUUAAUAAACAGUAUAAAUGGCGAAGAAGUUGAAGUGGAAGUUGAUCCAUCUGGAUAUCUUAUGUAUUGUCCCUGCAUGGGUCGCUUUGGCAACCAGGCUGACCACUUCUUAGGCGCUCUGGCCUUCUCGAAAGCUCUUAAUCGAACAUUAGUUCUUCCACCAUGGGUUGAAUACCGAAAAGGGGAAUUACGCUCGGUACAAAUUUCCUUCGAUGAGUACUUCCAAGUGGAACCACUUCAGAAGUACCACAGAGUGAUUCUGAUGCACGAAUUCAUGAAAAAUGUUGCAGACAAACUUUGGCCUGAAACUGAACGCACUUCGUUCUGUUACAUUGAGCGAAAGAGCUUGAAUAAACAGAUAACCAAAAAAGAUUGCCACGCUAAGGAUGGUAAUCCUUUCGGUCCAUUCUGGGACACCUACAAAAUAGAUUUUAAGAAGUCCGAAUUCUUUGGACCAUUGCACUUCGAUGUACAUCACAGUAACGUCGCUUCCAAGUGGGCGGAUAAGUAUAAUCCUGAAGAAUGGCCAGUGAUCGCUUUCACAGGUGCCCCAGCCAGUUUUCCACUACAAACAGAGAACCGUGAAUUGCAAAAAUACGUGGUUUGGAGCACUAAAUAUCGGAACAUGGCUAAGCAGUUCAUUAAGACCGAACUUCCCAAAGGUGCCUUCAUAGGGGUACAUUUGAGGAAUGGCAUUGACUGGGUGCGAGCUUGUGAGCACGUCAAAAACAGCCAGCAACUAUUUGCCUCCCCGCAAUGUUUGGGCUACAACAACGAGAAGGGUGAACUAUUCCCCGAACUGUGUAUGCCCCCAAAGGAGGUUAUCAUCAAACAACUGAAGAGACUCAUCAAACAGGUCAAACAAACUCACAAAAACAACGAAGUGAGAUCAAUAUUCGUUGCUUCGGAUAGCAAUCAUAUGAUUUCUGAGCUGAAUACAGCUCUCGCAAGGAUGAAUAUCACUGCUCAUAAGGUUUCAAAUGACAAUCCGCAUUUAGAUUUGGCCAUUUUGGGUUUGUCAAAUCAUUUUAUUGGCAAUUGCAUUUCGUCGUAUUCGGCAUUUGUUAAACGUGAACGAGACGUUAUGGGCUUUCCGUCGUACUUCUGGGCAUUCCCCAAGGAGAAGGAACGUCAUCAUACAGCUAAGCAUGAAGAAUUGUAGAUAGAUUCUUUUCUUUUUUGUAUUCGACUUUCUUAGGAUUCUCAUUUUCAGGAAGAUAGAUUAAGAUUCAAGAAUUUACUAGACAUAGUUUAUUUGUAGUUUUAAGAAGUAAUAAAAAUAAGAUUCAAACAA